AUGUCGUCUGCUUCGUCUAAGGCUUCCUCUCUGCCUUCUUCCUCUGCCCCUUCUCCAUCCGCUCCAUCAAGUUCCAUUAAGUCGUCCGCAAUAUCUUCUUCGUCUGCUUCAUCUAAGCCUUCUUCGUCGGCUCCGUCAAGCUCCAUCAAGUCUUCCUCUCAGUCCGCAUCUUCCACAUCAUCUAAAGCCUCCUCUCUCUCUUCUUCCUCCGCGUCUUCCUCAUCACCCACAUCGACUACACCCUCCUCAUCUUCCACCUCACCUGAGUCAUCCUCCGCCGCCGCAUCAUCCUCAACUUCAUCCGAACCACCCACCCCGACCGACGACCCCAACUGUGAGGAUAUCUCAGGCAACAAUUUCCCAGACGGGACACUCGCACCCUGGUACAUCUCAGACCAAGUAACAGCAGACUCAUCCGGCGUCGUAGCAGAAGGCCCCGAUGGCACCGAUCACGCCUUUGCUCUGAUUCCGUCGCAAGAUCAAUUCGCCCAGGUCUAUCUCAACCAGCAGCUACCAAGAUGCGGAGACCCUCCACCCAAGGUAACCGUCAAGGUCUCCUUUGACUAUCAAUUUACCGGCGAUUCUACCGGCUGCACGAUUGGAGCCAGUUUCAACCGCGAGACAACCAACUUCCUAGAAGUUGCGGAUGAUGGACAGUCCAAUGGCGUUUGGCAGCACUAUGCCGGUGAUCCUUCGGAAGUGCAGUUGACGUAUGAUUCGCUCUUCACACUGAAGCUGUCUUGUCCGAAAGACACUGCUAACAAGCCGGCGAUUCUUAUUACCAACAUUUAUGUAUAUCCAUAA
This is a messenger RNA of Pochonia chlamydosporia 170, 804 nucleotides long. RefSeq lists its product as hypothetical. The transcript has a single exon. The record is from RefSeq and is a predicted model, not a curated record. Bases 1 to 804 code for a protein of 267 amino acids. Lineage: Eukaryota; Fungi; Ascomycota; Sordariomycetes; Hypocreales; Clavicipitaceae.